Molecule: messenger RNA, 733 nt
Organism: Babesia bovis T2Bo
Lineage: Eukaryota; Apicomplexa; Aconoidasida; Piroplasmida; Babesiidae
Product: putative integral membrane protein
Exons: 4
Coding region: 111-578 (155 amino acids)
Source: RefSeq, a predicted model, not a curated record
AGGAGGUCUUCAGUACUUCCAACUGGCAUCACUCUGCUUCCAUAUACGAUCUAUCAUCGCUAGUGGCGGGCAACGCGCCGCGGCAUAAUAACCUCGAGCGCCGCGCCAUUAUGACCACAAUCGACGUUAAGCUACUGGUGAACAGGUUCGACUGCGACCCAGAAACUAAAGGGGCCGAAUUCAGCGAUAACGACACUGUAGCAGUUAUCAAAGAACGCUAUUUUUUGGAGGAUAUUGAAAAAAAAUUCAAUAUACGUAUCAUACAUGGAGGGAGAACGCUGCGCGAUGACAGUGUCCUCAGUAGCCUCAGGGGCUACACAGCAGGAGAGCAACUUGUAUUAACGGUGUUCGUAACCAAACCCGAUACCUUGCCAAAACAAGAGCCGGUCGCACCAAAACGUUUUAUAUCGAAUGUAGCCUCCGUGGUCUGGGUACUGGUACUAAUGACUCUAUGGUACUACAAAUUGAAGCUUGGCGGUUCUUUCCGCAAACUGCCGCUGUUCGUAAUCUACAGCGUCACGUUCGUAGGCUUCCAUGCGCUGUUCACACGCAUCGUGCGCGGCAGCCGGACGGAGUGAUGUUAAAGAAAUGCCUGCAAAAAGGCAACUAAACGCGAUCGCCUGACCUCAUCAGCACAGCGCGCAACCUGGAUAAAUAUAAUGUCGAACGUAACAAGCAUACCUCCUUGUUGACGCCGUCAAUGAAGGCCUCGCCCUCACGGCCCAUAGCGGCC